Molecule: messenger RNA, 3070 nt
Organism: Conger conger (European conger)
Lineage: Eukaryota; Metazoa; Chordata; Actinopteri; Anguilliformes; Congridae
Product: pre-B-cell leukemia transcription factor-interacting protein 1-like
Exons: 12
Coding region: 173-2695 (840 amino acids)
Source: RefSeq, a predicted model, not a curated record
AAGCCUUGUCAUCCUAUUGGAUAAAACGGGAAGCGUAUCAGUUGUGCGGAGGUAGGGAUUCCUAAAGUUCUGAAGGUCCGCGCAAAGAACGCAGGCAAUUGGGAAAACUACGCCUCUUAACACUUUGGAGAGAUAUGCAAAAAGCUGAACAACGCUGAACCGCUAGGAGGCGAUGUCUGACAAGGACAGCAACGGAAUUGUCGGCGGUUGGACCCAGCUCAUCCCCGAGGCAAGCUUUAAGGAUGAGGUCGAUUAUUUUGGGCCUGAGACUCCUGUUGAGAACAUAGGCCCAGAGGAUGAUGGGAUUGAAAGUGUUGCUGAAGCGCCAGGCCUCUGUGGGAAAGUGACAUGCAGCGGCACCGUGCCGGAGCCGGGUGAUUGGGCAGCGCCCCCGGACAGGGUGGAGUCAGGAGAGAGGCCUCACGGUGACCCUGCUCCUCCAGAAGCCCCUGUCGAGAGCGUAGGCCCAGGGCAUGAUGGGAAAGAGAGUCCCUCUGAGACGCCACGCCUCUCAGAGGAAGUGGAAGGGCCUGUUGCCGAGGAACAGCGAGGGGAUGGUGGGGUUCCCGCUGAAGAGGCUCUCUCCGAGGAGGGGCUGCAGGUCUGCCAGGAGACCGCAACGGAGGGAUCCGCCCCUUCCAGCCCCACUGUAUUAAGCCCCUCCCCUUCCAGCCAUGUGCCUUUGAUCUCCGACCAGGAGAGCCACGCCCCUGUUGGCCUGUACACUGAUGUCACCAGUCCGUGCUCUGACACUGAGGGUCUCAUCCCUGUUAGCUCGACCCCUGAUAUUUACACCCACGCAAGCUCCGCCCCUGAGCUCAUUGCAGCUGAUGGCCCCGCCCACAAGCUCUCCACCCACACAAGCUCCGCCCCUGAGGUCAUUACAGAUGAUGGCCCCGCCCACGAGCCCAGCGCCCACACAAGCCCCGCCCCUGAGAGUCUUGCCCCUAUUAUCCCCACUUCUGACGUUUAUACUGACGUAGCCCCCGAGCCCGUAGGCCCCGCCCCUGAUGCCGACGCUGACAUAAGCCCCGCCCUUGAGCCCCCCGUCCGUGACAGCCAAUGCCCAGCCUCCGUCCCGUCCACAUCCGCCACUGAAUCACAGGAAGUGGAGGAGCCCCAAAAGGAAGAGGAGGUUUCUGAGCCUGCUAAAAUCCUGGCAGAUGUUGUGCACCAAGAAGAUUUUCGGGGUGACUCUGGCCCCGAGGCCCCCUCCAGCGAGGCCUCGGAGGGGGACGGGUUAAGGAGAAGACACGUCCCACCCCCCGCCCCUGCAGAGCCCCUGUGGAGAGCGAGGGAGGAAGAGGAGGAGGAGGAGGAGGAGUUCCACCUGAUCGAGAAGAAGGAGGAAGGCGGCUGGAUGUCUCUGAACAAGUGCAUUGUGGGUGCUCUGGUGCUGCUCUGCCUGGGGUCCAUAAUAUUUACUGGUUACUUCCUUGACCUGGAUGGCGAAGAGGACUCCGCCCAGCCGAAAGACCCUGAGCUACACGGAAAACAGGAAUGGCUCAACCCCGACGCCAAGCUCCCGAAUCCGCAGGAGGUGUCACAGCUGCUGGGCAAACUUGCGGAAGUCAACCAGCAGGGGGCGAUACUUCAGGCACAGCUGCAGAAGGAGGAGCUGGACUUGGUGCUGCAGAAGGAGCCCCCUACUGGCCAGACGGAGAACCACACCGCAGUACACGGCGGCCUCUGGGAGGAGCAGAAGCAGGCGGUUGUGGAGGAGGGCGAUAUAGGGCAGGAAGAGGAGAAAAUGGCAGGAGGCCCAGGGAACGGAGUGAGGGAGGAGGAGAGGAGGACGGAAAGGGUGGAGGACCCAGCGUGGAGGGAAGGCGAGAGGAAGAGGCAGUGGAUGGGAAGAGUGAGGGAGGUCAGGAGGGACGGGCACCAGGAGAAGGAGUGGAAGAAAGGGAGGGAAGAGGGCAAGGAGUGGAGGCAGAGGGAGGAGAGAAAGGAGAAGAGGGUAGGGGAGGGCGACUGGAAGCACGGCAAGGACGGAGGGAAAGACAAGCGCAGGGAGUGGAAGGAGAAGGUGGAGAGGAGGCGGGCGUGGGAGACGGGGAGAGAGUGGCACAAAGGAGGAGAGAAGAAGAGCGAGGGGGCGUGGAAGGGGAAGACGGAGAGGAAGGAGCAGAGGCGAGAUGGAUGGCGGGGGGAUAAAAAAGAGGGGAAGGACUGGAAGAAGGAGAAGGAGUGGUGGAAGGCGCAGAGGGGCUGGAGAGGGAUGGUGAAGGAAAAGAGCGGGAAGGAGAAGCUCUGGCCGCAGGAGAAGAAGAAGACUCGAGCCCUGGACCAGGCGGACUACUGGCAGCGGCAGCGGGAGCGGCUGUGGAAACACCGCCCCCCGGUGGCCUGCGAGGGCGUGGCGGAGUGCGCCAGGAAGGAGGGCCUCGCGCCCGUGCAGCAGGCCGAGUUCGGGGCGCUCCUGGGGUCCUACCUGGCGAGGCUCGGCGGCGACCACGCCGGGGAGAGGAGGGACGCCGUCGUCUCGCUGGUCGGCGAGUUCUUCGCGGACGGGGUCUUCCGGCACCGCCGCGUCCCGUUCCACGAGUUCGCGGAGGACGUGGCAGACGUGCUGGAGGACCUGGUGGAGGGGGACCGGGGGGCCAAGGAGGAGAUGGAGGAGUUCGAGAGGGAGGCGCUGAGGAGGUUCGCCCUGGCCGGCGGAGGAGAGGGGGAGGGACGGAGGAGAGGCUGAAAGGAGGAGGAGAGAUGGAGAGAGAGAGAGAGGGGGGGGAAGCAUUGGAGGAGGGAGAUGAAAGGGCUAAAAUGAGAGAGGGAGGGAGGGAGUGGGUUUUCAAUAGACUUUGCCGAUUUGUAGUUUCAAACAUUAGGUUUUGGAUGUGGGCGGUAAACUGUGGAAACUAUUAAUUGGUUAGCACUGAACCUGGUGCAUCCCAAAAGGGUGUGACCCCGAACGUCCGGCGUUUCCCAAUUCAAGUCUCGCGUUUUCGCGGGCGAUCGGCCAUUAACUCUACCUCUUCUACAGUGUUACCGGCGGCCAUUUUGUGAAUCCCACUAGCGCGCUUAAUGCAAUGGACUACUUUACUUUCUCAUCUGAACUUUAUUGAGC